Eubalaena glacialis (North Atlantic right whale) is the source of this 1822-nucleotide messenger RNA. RefSeq names its product centromere protein O (gene CENPO). Gene Ontology annotation, cellular component: Mis6-Sim4 complex; kinetochore. The transcript has 8 exons. The coding region runs from base 442 to 1344 and encodes 300 amino acids. The record is from RefSeq and is a predicted model, not a curated record. NCBI's taxonomy places the organism in Eukaryota, Metazoa, Chordata, Mammalia, Artiodactyla, Balaenidae.
CUUGCGCAUGCGCCCCAGCUCCCGGAGGUAAGCGGCCGUGUGCGGGUGGUCCUGGUGAAUGUGCAAGGCCGCGGUGGCUGCGUGACAAGCCUGUGCUACCAGUGCGCCCGCUGGCCAGGAAAACGGCGCCUGUGAUAGAUCCUUUCGUAACACCAGGUACUGUACCAGGAUCUGCGGCUCUGCGCCAGCGACCGCCAUCUUCCCGCACAACUGAAAGGCCAGGCUUAUCCCCCGAUGCAUGCCGGGAUCAGGGAGGGGCCUUGAGCGCUGCCAUGUUUUUAUACGGUGGGAGUGCAAAGCACGCUGGGACCGGUUGGCUUGGAUUUGAAGGCAAGCGGGAACUCUCGGCCCUGCCCUGAGUGAGCCAGAGGAGAGGAGGACAGCCCUAUUACUGGUGCUUGGACAGCUUUCUAGCAAGUCUCUUGGAAAUCUGAGGAGGAGAUGGAGCUGGCGAAUACUCUAAGUCAAGACGGCGAGUCCAAAGGAGGUGUUUUAGCUCACUUGGAAAGACUAGAGACUCAAGUGAGCAGAUGCCGUAAAAAACUGGAAGAGCCACAGAGUGCACAGGCAGUGGAAAGUGCUCUUGGAACCAGGAUUCAUGAAUUGAGACGUCUGCGAGAUAAGCUGAGGGCUGAAGUGAAACAACAUCAAGCUAGAGUUAAAGCAUCUACUACCAAUGUAGAACCCGACCAAACAUUAGAGAUUACUGAGCAAGAAAUUUUGAAGAGAAAACGGGAAAACGUGAAAGCCAUUCUGCAGGCAUAUCGUUUUACAGGGAUCAGUGGGAAACUGACCAGCCGAGGAGUCUGUGUCUGCAUCAGCACUGCUUUUGAGGGGAAUCUGCUGGAUUCCUAUUUUGUGGACCUUGUCAUGCAGAAACCACCUCAGAUACAUCACCAUUCGAUUCCAGUCUUCAUUCCCCUAGAGGAGAUAUCUGCAAAAUACUUACAGACUAAUAUUCAGCACUUCCUGUUCACUCUCUGCGAGUACCUGAAUGCUUACUCUGGGAGGAAGUACCAGGCAGAUCGACUUCAGAGUGACUUUGCAGCCUUUCUGGCUGGGCCCUUGCAGAGAAACUCACUGUGCAACUUGCUGUCAUUUACUUACAAAGCAGAGCCGGAAGGCCAGUCCUUCCCAUUUUGUGCUAGACUGCUGUAUAAGGACCUCACGACAACUCUUCCAACUGAUGUCACUGUUACUUAUCAAGGGACAGAUGCAUUAUCCACCACACGGGAAGAACAGCGAGCAGCCCAUGAAAAUCUGUUUUUUACAAAGCCCCUACAUCAAGUGUUUACUUCAUUUGCAAGAAAAGGAGACAAGUUGGAUAUGAGCCUGGUCUCCUAGAAUAUUAUUUUCAUUGGGAACACAUCAGAAGUAAAAGGAAAUAUUGCACUUUCUGCUCUCAUGACUAAGGUGACUGGGGUUCCAGAAGAACCUUUCAAGAUUAUCAGGACGAGGCCCAUUUCACGUAACUCGGACCACAGAGGCAAGCAGGUCUUCAGAGUGAAAAGCGCUGCUUCCAAGUUCUAGCUGGGGAGCAGAGCAGCUGCCAGCCCUCAUGGUAAACAGAGCUGUGCCACCUGUGCUCCCCGCCGGGCACGAAGGCAGCAGCCUUGUUCCUCCUCUGGUACAUCCUGCUCACAGCGGCCAUGGCCUCUCUGGGGGAAGGAGGGCUGGUCGGAACUAGGGCUCUGGAAGGAUUAUUCCAGUACUACGCCUAGGAGCCCUACUCUCUGGGGAAGCUACAGGCACACCAAGGAAGAGUAUGGCCGCCCUCAGAGCUCACACAUCCAUAAACAAAUGAAGGCUUGAGAUUUUUAAA